Fonticula alba is the source of this 2240-nucleotide messenger RNA. RefSeq lists its product as hypothetical. The transcript has 2 exons. NCBI's taxonomy places the organism in Eukaryota, Rotosphaerida, Fonticulaceae. The coding region runs from base 128 to 2185 and encodes 685 amino acids. The record is from RefSeq and is a predicted model, not a curated record.
CCCACGCACAAACAUCCCCCCUCCCCCGCUUCUCCUCCCUCUCCCCCUCUUCCCCUCAACAGGGGCCUGUCCUUUCCUUGCUUUCUUCUCCCCUCCCCCCCCCCUUCUUGCAACACGUUUGGGAAGCAUGGCAGCCCCCCCGGCCCGGCACCUGGACUUUGGCACCCUGGCCAGGCAGGGCCGCGCAGUGGAUGACGGCUUGGUCCGGCUGCAGCGCCUGCUGGCAUCGGCCGGUGAUCCGGGCCUGGCAUCGGCUCUCAGCUCCUCCUUCAUGCCGACCGACCACGCUGAUGCCGAACACCCGACGACACCGGCCACCGUGGCCACCGUGGCCACCGGCGAUCCGGCGGCCGCUGUGCGCCAAGUGGCCGAGCACCUGGAACGCUCGGGCAAUGAAAUGGCCAGCGAGCUGGGCCUGGCCCGACAGGCACUCGCCCGGGCGCAGCUUCGUGAUCCCUUCCGGGCCGCAUGCGACUUGAGCCGGGAACUGGCCGGCUGGAUGCGUACUUGUGAGCAGCGUGUGGUCGCUUUCGGCUUUGAGGCGAUCGAACUGCCGGAAGUCCUAUUUGUGGACCCCCUCACGUAUGGUGCUGCCAACCGGGCGCAUGCCUCCAAGAUGGCACAGCCACAUGCGGAGCCCGGGCUCUCCGCCACCGGGCCAGCCUCGGACUUGAGCCGGUCGCAGCUCGCAUCCAGCCACCAUGGGCUGACGGCUUUCAAUCGGUCGCAGCUGAGCACCAGCCAGGGCCCCGGCUCCUUGGGGCCCAAUUCGCACCUGAGCUCCAGCCAGCAUGUGGCCCAGGAUCCCGAUCGGUCGCACCUGGGCACCAGUCAGUAUGGCGGCUCGGGGCUUUCUUCCCAUCCACCAGCGAUGGCCAGUCAGUCGCAUGCGGCCGCGGUGCUCGGGCGCUCGCAGCUCGGCACCAGUCACGGCCCCUCGGCAUCGGCGCACUCCCACAUGGCGGCCAGUCGCCAGCAUGAUGUCGCGGACCUUUCGCGCUCGCACCAGGGCCCAAGCCAAUGUGGCAGUUCGACCCGCGGGCGGUCGCACGCCGCUGGCCAGGCCACUCUCAAGUGCGAGCCCCAUGCCACCGAGGGCCCGAGCUUCCAAAUGCCCUCGGAAUUCCUUUCCCGAUCGCUCAACGGCCCGGAGCAGCCAAGCCUGGCCCCGGCACAUGCCGCCACUCCGCGCAGUCAGUCCUUCCUGGCGGCCUCCGGCAGCAUUCAUCGGCCCACUCCGGGGCCCGGGCCCUCGCGUCCGGGUGAGCGCCCUUCACUGACGCUGGCCGACCUGGCCGGGCCCUCGCCCCCGCCCGCCGGGGCCGAAGAGGAAGCCGCGGAGGAGGCUCGCGCCGGUGCUCCGGGGUCCGACAGCCUGCGCAAGGUUGAUCGCCCCUCCUUUUCGCAGUCCAUGCGUGCUGGCAAGGCCUCCGCGUCGGCCGCCGAUUCCCGAGACAGGGGCCUCCAUGCCUCGGUAGGGUCUCUCUCCCGGUCCCUCGGUCUGAGCGGUGGUCCAGAUGACCACCGGCCACGGCACGCUGACGCGUCGACCGUUAGCCGGCCCCCUGCGCUGCCUGUGCGGCCCCCGGCUCCGGGCCCCUCUCGGCCGGUCACUGCUCCGAGCAUUCUGCUGGAGUCCCUGCCAGCCAGCCUGGUGUCCUCCCUCUCGCAGGUGGCACUGGCGGCCUUGCUGGACAACUCGACGCACGAGCUGGGCCGGUCCUUCGGCCAGGCGUCAUCCAGCCGCCGGGCGUCGUUGGUGUCGGACUCGGGGUCCGGGCUGCCGGUCGUAGCCACUUCGAAUUCGGCAGCUGAGGCGGCGAUCGCAGUUGCCCCCUCGCCGGCACCCUCGCCGGCACCCUCUCGGGGCCCGUCUCCCGCCCCCCCCUCUCCGUCAUCCCUCUCGGCCUCCUUUUCGACAUCGGUAAACCGGUCGGCUGCCACCGGGGAGGGGGACUCUUUGGCGCCUGCGGCACCGCUGGCCGCUUCAGCCGUCCAAACUACCUCGCUCUCGUCGUCCCUCACAACUGUACGCACCUCCUCGGCUCGGUUCACCUUUUCACGAUCGACAUCGGAGAACAAUGAGGCCCGGCCCUCUGCGCCGCAGGCCAGCCAUCGGGUCGAUUUGCAGCAACUCGGCCUGUCAGAGGAGUCGCUGCUUUUCCUCCAGCAGAACAUGCCGUGAACGCCAAUAUAUGCCCCCACCUGUACAUGAAUGCGCAUGCACACACGCACACACA